This is a messenger RNA of Gorilla gorilla gorilla (western lowland gorilla), 2722 nucleotides long. Its product is annotated as zinc finger protein 816. Lineage: Eukaryota; Metazoa; Chordata; Mammalia; Primates; Hominidae. The coding region runs from base 246 to 2291 and encodes 681 amino acids. Gene Ontology annotation, biological process: regulation of DNA-templated transcription. The record is from RefSeq and is a predicted model, not a curated record. The transcript has 4 exons. Gene Ontology annotation, cellular component: nucleus.
CCCAGGCCCCGCCCACCUCUUCGGGGAUCUGGCCCAGGUCCCGCUUUUGUCCUGCGCCGAUUGGCACAGACCCGGAAGCGGAUGGCGUGGACUGAAAGUUGUACCGCGGAGUGUGCGUUUCCUAGUUCUCUGGUACUGCUAUAUAGGGGACGUGGGGUCCCCACAGACCUGCAAAUUCCGGCCCCUCUUUUCUCAACCCAGAGCAAAUUGAAACGUCCGGGUGAGAGUCCGAUUUCCAAAGACUCAUGUUACGUGAGGAAGCCACCAAGAAGAGCAAAGAAAAGGAGCCAGGGAUGGCUCUUCCUCAGGGACGUUUGACUUUCAGGGAUGUGGCUAUAGAAUUCUCUUUGGAGGAGUGGAAAUGCCUGAACCCUGUGCAGAGGGCUUUAUACAGGGCUGUGAUGUUGGAGAACUACAGGAACCUGGAGUUUGUGGAUAGCUCUUUAAAAUCCAUGAUGGAGUUCUCAUCAACCGGGCAUGGUAAUACAGGAGAAGUGAUCCACACAGGGAUGUUGCAAAGACAUAAAAGUCAUCACAUUGGAGAUUUUUGCUUCCCAGAAAUGAAGAAAGAUAUUCAUCACUUUGAGUUUCAGUGGCAAGAAGUUGAAAGAAAUGGCCAUGAAGCACCCAUGACAAGAAUCAAAAAGUUGACUGGUAGUACAGACCAAAGUGAUCAAAGGCAUGCUGGAAACAAGCGUAUUAAAGAUCAGCUUGGAUCAAGCUUUCAUUCGCAUCUGCCUGAACUCCACAUGCUUCAGACUAAAGGGAAAAUUAGUAAGCAAUUGGACAAGUCUAUCAGUGGUGCUUCCUCAGCUUCAAAAUCCCAAAGAAUUUCUUGUAGGCUCAAAACUCAUAUUUCUAAUAAGUAUGGGAAGAAUUUCCUCCAUUCUUCAUUAUUCACACAAAUACAGGAAAUACGCAUGAGAGAAAAACCUUGCCAAAGUAAUGAGUGUGGCAAAGCCUUUAAUUAUAGCUCACUCUUAAGGAGACACCACAUAACCCAUUCAAGAGAGAAACAAUAUAAAUGUGAUGUAUGUGGCAAGAUCUUUAAUCAGAAGCAAUACAUUGUAUAUCAUCAUAGAUGUCACACUGGUGAGAAAACUUACAAGUGUAAUGAGUGUGGGAAGACCUUCACUCAGAUGUCAUCCCUUGUAUGCCAUCAUAGACUUCAUACUGGAGAGAAACCUUACAAGUGUAGUGAGUGUGGCAAGACCUUCAGUGAGAAGUCAUCCCUUAGAUGCCAUCGUAGACUUCAUACUGGAGAGAAACCUUACAAGUGUAAUGAGUGUAGCAAGACCUUUGGUCGAAAUUCAGCCCUUGUAAUUCAUAAGGCAAUUCAUACUGGAGAGAAACCUUACAAGUGUAAUGAGUGUGGCAAGACCUUCAGUCAGAAAUCAUCCCUUCAAUGCCAUCAUAUACUUCACACUGGAGAGAAACCUUACAAAUGUGAAGAAUGUGACAAUGUUUACAUUCGCAGAUCACACCUUGAAAGACAUAGGAAAAUUCAUACUGGAGAGGGAUCAUACAAAUGUAAGGUUUGUGACAAGGUUUUCCGGAGUGAUUCAUACCUUGCAGAACAUCAGAGAGUUCAUACUGGAGAGAAACCGUACAAGUGUAAUAAAUGUGGCAGGAGUUUCAGUCGGAAGUCAUCCCUUCAAUACCAUCAUACACUUCACACUGGAGAGAAACCUUACACAUGUAAUGAAUGUGGCAAGGUUUUUAGUCGAAGAGAAAACCUUGCACGUCAUCAUAGACUUCAUGCUGGGGAGAAACCUUACAAAUGUGAAGAAUGUGACAAAGUUUUCAGUCGCAGAUCACACCUUGAAAGACAUAGGAGAAUUCAUACUGGGGAAAAACCAUACAAAUGUAAGGUUUGUGACAAGGCUUUCCGGAGUGAUUCAUGCCUUGCAAACCAUACGAGAGUUCAUACUGGAGAGAAACCUUACAAGUGUAAUAAAUGUGGGAAGGUUUUUAAUCAAAAAGGAAUCCUUGCACAACAUCAGAGAGUUCAUACUGGAGAGAAACCUUACAAGUGUAAUAAAUGUGGGAAGGUUUUUAAUCAAAAAGGAAUCCUUGCACAACAUCAGAGAGUUCAUACUGGAGAGAAACCUUACAAGUGUAAUGAAUGUGGCAAGGUUUUUAAUCAAAAAGCAAGCCUUGCAAAACAUCAGAGAGUUCAUACUGCAGAGAAACCUUACAAGUGUAAUGAGUGUGGCAAAGCCUUUACUGGACAGUCAACACUUAUUCACCAUCAAGCAAUCCAUGGGUGUAGGGAAACUUUACAAAUGUAGUGAUUGUCACAAAGUCUUCAGUAAUUCUACAACCAUUGCAAAUCAUUUCAGAAUCCAUAUUGAAGAGAGAUCUACAAAUGUAAUGUGGCAAAUUUUUCAGACGUCAUUCAUAACUUGUAGUUCAUCAGUGAACUCAUACUGGAGAGAAACCUUACAAAUAUCAUGACUGUGACAAGGUCUUCAGUCAAGCCUCAUCCUAUGCAGAACAUAGGAGAAUUCGUGCAGGAGAGAAACCUCAAGUGUGAUGAUUGUGGCAAAGCCUUUACUUCAUGUUCACACCUCACUAGACAUCAGAGAAUCCAUACUGGACAGAUGCCUUACAAAUGUAAGGGUGGCAAGGUCUUCAGUCUGUGGUCAUUCCAUGCAGAACAUCAGAAAAUUCAUUUCUGAGAUAAUUGUUCCAAAUAAAAUGAAUAUAAAAAAUCAUAAAA